ACACAUUCAGUCAAAAGCCUACCGUUGACGCGUUUAUUGGUGCAUUGGUGAAUAACCUUCAUUUUCGGCAAAAGUCAAGUGAAGUUGAAUUUAUUGAUUUAACAGUGAAAUAGAAUUUUUACCAAUUUUUAUUGUUAGUCAAAUGCUUUUCUUUAAUCGUACUAUGGAAUACCUACAAGAGAUCUACGGAAAAGUUGUUGACUAUGUUUAUGGAGAAGGCAGUUACAAUAAUACGCCACGCAAAGUAGUUGCUUUUGGUAACGUGCUGCUGGACCAUACCGCGCAGCUUCCGAAAAGCGAAACAGAUCUAUUAAAACAAUUUCAAAUACCGGCAGAAUCGAAAGGCGAACUUGAUGCAGAUACUUUAGGAAAGUUAGCAGCUGAGGCAGCCGAGCGUGUGCAAUUUGAAGUAAAUCCCGGUGGCUCUGCUUUGAAUACAGUGCGUAUACUCAAACAACUCGGUACCGAUGCACUUUUCUUUGGCGCUGUGGGUGAAGAUAAGGCAGCAGAGAAGUUAAAAGAGAUACUACAGGAACGCGAAAUCGAAGCGAGACUCGCCACAGUGACUGACGUACCGACCGGUCAGUGCGUCUGCAUCAUCAACAAAGAUACCAAAACAAAAGCGCUGUAUGCCAAUAUCGGCGCAUCGGCCAAGCUGUCCGUCGACCAUUUGCGAAAAGCUGAACAUGACGAAACACAGGCCUUUCUUCGUCCCAUCGAACGUAAACAAAUACUCUAUAUCGAAGGUUUCUUUGUGCCACAACGCCAAGAUGUCUGUGAUUUCAUUGUACGGAGCUACAUAAGAGAACGUCGUCGUUUGGCAAUCAAUUUAAAUGCCGAAUAUAUCAUAAAAGAAAACUUCCGACAAUUGCGCGAGCUUGCGCGUACAGCAUUCUUCAUAUUCGGCAAUCGCAAGGAACAUUUAACAUUUGCACAGCAUAUGGGUUACGAAACGAUCGAUGAUGCCGCCAAGUAUUUGUUGGAACAAAGCAGCACACCCAAAGUGAUUGUGGUGACAAAUGGCCGUGAAUGUGUGCAGUUAAUCACCAACUACGAGGAUGAGUAUGCAACGCCAGGUGCAAUUACAUUUCAAAGCUUCCACGUGCCACGUGUGAACGAAGUUGUGGACUCUACAGGUGCUGGUGAUGCAUUUGUGGCGGCAUUCUUGCAUGCUUGGCUGGAGAAACGUCCGUUAAGUGAGUGUGUGCGUAUGGCAAGCGAUGUGGCGGCCAAAGUGGUGACGGUGGUGGGUUGCAAUCUACCAUGAAGUUAUAAAGCGGAAACGUAACAACAAAAGCAAUAUUAAACUGAUGCACUCAAACAGCGGCAAUAAGCGUUGCAAACGCUGUAGUAUAUUUAGAAAACAAAAAAUUUUGAUUAUUUAUUAUUAUUUUUUUGUAUUAGUUAUUAAGUAUGCAGUAGUUUCAUCGUUGCACUCCUAAUUAUUGGCUGCCUCAUUAACAUUUGAAUGUCACAAGUGCAUUUGUACUUUCGCAUGGAUACAAACAUAUGUAUAUACGUACAUCCAUACAUUCGUAUAUAUAUAUAUAUGCA
Messenger RNA from Bactrocera tryoni, 1554 nucleotides. Its product is annotated as adenosine kinase-like. Gene Ontology annotation, cellular component: cytosol; nucleus. The transcript has 4 exons. Gene Ontology annotation, biological process: purine ribonucleoside salvage. NCBI's taxonomy places the organism in Eukaryota, Metazoa, Arthropoda, Insecta, Diptera, Tephritidae. Bases 143 to 1267 code for a protein of 374 amino acids. The record is from RefSeq and is a predicted model, not a curated record. Gene Ontology annotation, molecular function: adenosine kinase activity.